CUACAGCUGAUGGAUUAAAUUCGUCUUCGCAAUAAUGAAACUAUUGAGUGGAUCGUUCAAAACAAGUGUGAGGUUUAAAAACGCUAUGUCACUUAGGUGUUCUAAUGUAGCGAAAUGCUGGAUCAUCCAGUAAUAUGACCAACCAAACAUUUAGGUAGUUAGUACGAAAUUGGAUUUCCCAUGGAGAAAAUAGGGGAGUACGAGUAUAGUACAAAGGAUUUAAUAGGACAUGGAGCUUUUGCGAUCGUUUUCAAAGGAAGACACCAAAAGAACCAUGAGGAUGUUGUUGCCAUCAAGUGCGUGCCUAAAGGAAAGUUGGGAAAAUCGCAGCCCCUCAUCGGAAAGGAAAUCAAAAUCUUACAGGAACUGACAAAACUCCAACACCAGAAUGUGGUUGCGCUGUUGGAAUGCGUGGACUCCCCCAAGAAUUUGUACAUAGUGAUUGAGUAUUGUAAUGGGGGAGACUUGUCAGAGUAUUUGAAUUCUAAAGGCAGUCUGAGUGAAGACACAAUAAGGCUAUUUCUCAGGCAGAUCGCCGAGGCCAUGAAAGUCUUGAACCAGAUGGAAGUGGUGCAUCGGGACUUGAAACCACAGAACAUCCUGCUGUGUCACUCAGGCAUGCCCAACCCUGCCCCCUCGGAAAUCACACUGAAGAUCGCAGAUUUUGGGUUUGCCAGAUUCCUCACGGAUGGAGUCAUGGCUGCCACAUUGUGCGGGUCGCCCAUGUACAUGGCGCCCGAGGUGAUCAUGUCUCUAAAGUAUGACGCCAAAGCAGACCUCUGGAGUGUUGGAACCAUUGUAUACCAAUGUCUGACCGGGAAGGCACCUUUCAUGGCACCUAAUCCACAACAGUUAAAGCACUAUUAUGAAAAAAAUGCAAAUUUAGCUCCUAGCAUACCUAAUGGCACUUCACUAGAACUCACAGAUUUACUUUUACGCCUAAUGAAACGAGAUGCCAAAGACAGAAUGGAUUUCGAUGAACUUUACAAUCAUCGAUUUUUAAAAGCCCUGCCUCGAAGUAGCUCUCCCGUGCCAGUUCCUGUUUGCUGCUCUGGUUCUGACAUCUCGAGUCCCCUGGGGUCCCCUGCUCCCCACUGCUGGACCAGGGAGGCAGGGGGUGGCGAGGAGAUGGCCGCAUCACCCCUGUCUCAGUCACCACCUUCACCCAUCGAGAAGGACUAUGUUGUCGUACCUUCCAAUGUAGCAGAAACAUUAAGAUUUGUGGAAGGAAACAAAAAUAGCACCCUGAAGCACCAGCUCAGUGAUUCAUCUACGUCUCCCUCGAAGAUGAGCAUCACCGACUCCUCGUUCAAGAAGUCGGCCCACGACGCCAACAUCAACCUGGCGACCAGGGCGGUGACCUACCGGCAGGAGGUCACCGCCCUGGAGGCUCGAAGGCUGGCCAGGGAGCGCUCCCAGGAGGAGGCCGCCAUGCAGAUAUCGGAGGCCAGCUGCGCCGGCUCUUCCGAGCGGCGCAUCUCCGAGGCGGUGCCGGUGCCCACCCAGAGGGUGGUCUUCGAGCAGAUCGAGCACAGCCUCCAGAACACGCCCGCCUCCUCCCCCCUGGACGGUUACGAGGUGUCCGGGAAGAUGCUGUCUCCCGGGACAUCCCCCACGUCUCCAAAGGAGCUCGCUGCGGUUUGCAGCGACAGAUCUCGUAAAGACUCGACGAACUCUGGCGGGAGCGACACUUUUCGCAUCACGGAUCUCAAUUCUUUCACACCUCCUUCAGUACAGUUCACGAUCGGGACGCCCCCUGGCGGCAGGCUGAGGAGCUUCAGUGGCAGCACUCCCCCCCAGGGAGGUUCGGGACGUCAAACCCCCACCGGAUGGCGACACCCCCAGGCCACCCCCUCCCCCCAGUCACCCCUUAGGCGCUCAGGUUCCACCCCUCCUCUCAACUGCUGUGGUGGUCGUGAGGUGAGGCGCUGCGACCCCUACGGCCAACAGAGGGCGCUGGACUUCCGGAACGGCCGACAGGUGUUCGGCAACGGAAGGGCAAUGACGCUUCCCGAAUUUGACACCAGGGACCUCUGGCCCGGUGGAAUUCCCGAAACAGAGGACAUGCAUUUCCUGCAGAGAUCUGGGAGUGCAGGCAGGAUGAGCGAAAAUGGCAUUUUGACGGGACACUUUGCCUACAGUGGAGGAGGAGCCUCCCAGAGCCCCAGCAUCCCCUCUCUCCUGGCCUACAACCAGCAGCGCUACCUGUACCAGCAGUGCCAGCACCACUGCUGCUGCAGUGGGGGCUCCCCGGGCAGGAUGCGCCGCAACUCCUACACCACCGACACCUCCCCCACCGCCCACUUCUACUCCCGGGGGAACUCCCCCCAGGGCAUGGAUGCGCUCUUCGAGCCCCCGGAGCUGCCGGAGGAGACGCUGCUCCACAAAGAACACAAUGACACUCUGGCAAAAAUUAACUUUGUGUCUGCUUUAGUCAAGUGUAUCCUGGAGUUGGCAAAGACCAGGAGUUCUCCCCUCUCUUCGGCACUCACAAGCUCCCUCACUCAUACCGAUGGCUCUGAUCGAGUGCUAGGAGAUGGGUACAGGAGGGCUGUGCAGUUGCUGCUGUACAUGAAGGCCUUGCAGCUGAUCUCGUCGGCCUUCCACCUGUCGCAACAGCAAGUGAAGAACGGACACCUGCAACCCUCCACUUCUGUCAGGAAUGUGCUGCACGUGAUGAAGGAGCACUACCACUUCUGCCUGAGCAUGUGCAAGAGCCUCAAUACCCCUGGGCUGCUGCAGUCAGUGGGGGUGGACCCCUCUGCCUCAGACAUCACGGCAGACAAGAUACUCUAUAACUAUGCCAUUGAAAUGUGCCAGUCUGCUGCGCUAGAAGAACUUUUUGGUGAACCAAAAGAGAGCUUUCAUCGGUACCAGACGGCACAGAUCCUGCUGCAUAGUCUCGGGCAACAGGUCAAUGAUCUGAGGGAUAAAGAACUCUUACAUAAAUAUCGAGAUGCGGUUCAACGUAGACUGAAGAUCCUGACCAACAACCGGUCCGGCUACGCCUAUCGCAUGACCUGAGGAUGGCUUCGUGAUUGUGCAUCCACUAAAAAUGAAAACAUUUAUUUUCUGACCUUCACUUAUUUAACUUCCUUUUGUGACUACCUACCUACAUACAUAUAUAUAUGCAUAUAAUACGAGUAAAAUAAAUAUAGUUCUUAGUGUUCAUAGAGGAAAAAUAAGGGAAAAUAAACCUCACACUUCAUCGGACUCACACGUUAGGGAGGAAAUGCUUCAUCGAGACUGUGUAUGUAAAAUAAUAUCGAUCUUGUCGGCAAUUUUCAUUCUUUGAAACUAUCCCCUUAUCCACCACAGCUAGUAUGUUCUCAUGGCCGAUAUACCGGCUUGUGCAUUCAUUUUGUGUGUUUUUUUUUUUCCAUGAUAACUGCAUUUUGGUCGUUAAUUUAGGACACUGUUAGAUCUGUUGCCAUAAAUUUAAAAAUAUGUUGAAGUUCUUGCAAAUAUACUUUUUAAAUUCUUAGAAAUCAUUAAUACCCCCCCCCCUCAGAAUGUCUAUAUGUUUGAAACCCCCUUUCUGUUUGGUUUUAAAACUUUUAUCAGUGCCAAGUAUGUCAUUUGCAUCCAGUCACAUUUUUUCUUUUUUGAAAGAGUUUUCUAUAGUAUUUAUUGUAAAGCAGGCACUCAUAUUGUGCCUAAUUUUUUUCCCCAAUUUCAAAUUAUUGCAAUUUAAAUUUUAUCAGGUUUUGUUCAAAAUCAAUGUAAAUUUUCAAUUUAUUUUUAUUCUGAAAUUGUUUUUCGAAUGAGGAUGUUACCUCUUGAAAUGUACUCAAUUACAAUAUUAUACAAUUAUUGAAAGAUGUAUUUGUGUUACACAUGUUCGCUUUACUGAAAAGUGUCGAAAAGUUUCAAUGAAAGAUGUCAGAUUUGAAGAUAAAACUUUUUCAAUGGAUGCAAUUGAUAUGAAAGCUGCAACAUAAUGAAUGCAUUAGAUUUUUUUAGUCUAUUGAAUUAUUAUAACUUAGGGGCAUUGUUUUUCUUUUAUGUCUAAAGUACUGAAGCAAGGUUGAAAGUUAAAUGUGGAAGAAUAAGUUAUGAAGGUGGAUGUGCAAAACUAAUUGAAGAAAAUAAAUUCAAAACGAUAGGGAUAGUGACACUAGUCAUUUUGCACUCAGCUGAAAUUGUUCAGAAGCAAAAUGUAAAUAUUUUUAAAAGACAUGUACUUUGCCAAUUUUCAACUUAAUUUUAAGAGAUGCCUUACGAUUUACUACAAUUUGAAUGACACAUUUUAUAAAGUUAAUUUUAUCUUUUUCUCGUGUAAAUAAAAGUAUUUAUAAAAUAAGAUUUUUUACUUAACUUAAUUCUCUUCUGGUUUUGUAGAAGUUUGAGCACUAUUCAUUAAUGAAAUUUUUUUUUAACUGCAAAUUUUAUUGUUCUUGUCGAUGUGUUGCAUUUAUUUUCGCUUAAAUGCCGCAAGUUUUUAAAUUAGGUUUCUACUUGAACUGUUCUUAGAAAAUUGCACUAGGCAGAACUGUAAAAAAUAAAUCAUUGCUUAAAAAUGGCUGCUAUGUGGCGUUAUGAUGAAAUGAAUGCAAUUCUCACAUUAAAUUUUAUUUUAAAUGAUAAAAACCAUGAAUAUAAUUCACAGCAAAAAACUUUGUCCAGAUUCCUUAACUAUUUUUUUGUCUAAUAACUGCAAGAAAUGAAUGCAUAAAGUAUGUAUUCCAUUUUCCACCUCAUUCUUUAUCUCAUUUUGGUGUUAUUAAUUUCAAUUUGAGUUAUUUGUUGUAAUAAUGUUCAUGUGUAACAUAAGUUUUUUUUUAACUUUCACUGAAAACAACAUAGUAGUUAUGUGCCUGAAAUAAAGUUGUCAAGUGUUGCCAUAUAGUGUAUUUUUAAGGACUAAUACAAUUUUGUUCUUUAAUAUAGAUGAUGUGCUUGAUGCUUUUGGCAAAAAUAAUUAAUACAGUAAAACCUGUAAAGUAGACCACCCUUGUAAGUUGGCCACCUGUCUAAGUUGACCGCUAUUUUCAGGCGCAGAAUUAGAUCUUAUCAUAUUAUUCAACCUCUAUAAGUUGACCACCAGUUUAAGUUGACCUCUAAAGUUGUGCACCGGAAGUGGUCAACUUACACAGGUUUCACUGUAUAUUUAUUUUUUUAGAUGGUACACAAAUAUUUCGAAGAUCAGACAUAUUAAUGUAAUGUUUUAUAGUUUUAAACAUUGGCACCAUUUUUAUGAUACCAAAAUCUAUUCACUUAAAAGUUACUAUACUUCCAUACACAAAAUUAAAUCAUUACAUCUCCCUAUGAAAAACUUACUAUAGACUAGAUAUAGUCGACUCUCAAUUAUUUUCUGUAAAAAACAUUUACUGCAAGUUGUCUCUUAUCAUGAACAUUGACUGAGUAUUUUGCUUCUUCCUUUAUGUUAGGCAUUCAUUUCAUUACAAAUUCAGCCCAUAUGUUAACCAAUAAGCAUGGUUUUAGGAAUUGAAUGCGAAACUUAACUUGAUUACAAGACCGGCUCGGGUAGUUAUGCCGCCCCAUGCGAUGUUGACAAGUGCUGCCCCUACGUCUUAAUCUUUACUAAUAAUAAAGCUGAAAAUCUGUCUGUCUGGUUGCCUGUGACCCGUAUAGUGCCUGGACUGUUUGGCCGAUUUUCAUGAAAUUUGCCACAAAAUUAGUAUGUAGCAUGGGGAUGUGCACCUCGAAGCGAUUUUUCGAAAAUUUGAUUUGGUUCUUUUUCUAUUCCAAUUUUAAGCAAAUUUUACCGAGCAAAUCAUCACAAUGUGGAGGAAUAAAUUACGGAAUUAUCAUAACGUGGAACCGUAACAUGGGCAAGCAAAUGAAUAUAGAAAAAUUCGCAAGAAAUUCACCUUUAAUUACUUGUAAACAUACAAGCGAACCGAAAGACCUUUUAAUUUUCUACUACAGGCAAAGCCGUGCGGGUACCACUAGUAAUAUAUAUAUUUAAUCAUGGAGCAUACUCUUACGUAAUUGCUUCAAUUUGAGCUGCAAAGAAAAAAAAAAAACAAAGGGACAAAUUUGAGUUUUUCUUUUUUUAUUUAUUUAUUAUUAUUAUUAUUAUUUUUUUUUUUUAGGCUUCCUUAAAUUUUGCCAUCAUGCAAUUUGCUGCCCCUAAAAUCGGCCGCCCUAGGUCAUAUCAAAUAGGGAUGUGAACCUCUUCCACCCUUGAGAAGAAAUUAAAAAUUCAGUCAUUAAGCUCUUGUUCAAUCUGAUUUUGCAUUUAAUCCCAAAAAUCAUGCUUUCACGCAAUCUUCAACUUUUUUGACAUAAAUCCAUUAUGUAAUGCUCAAUCUGUUUUUGUGUCAUUAAUCUCACAUCAAAACACUAUUGGAAAGAAAAGUAAAGAGGAUGGGUUAGUAACUACCGCAUCAGGGCUCAUUUUAACUUUUGAAAUGUAUGAAAAGAUUUCUCCUAAAUCUUUUUUUUCGACUGUUAGUCAUCUCGGGGCAGGCAAGCCCUCUAUCAUUCCUUGUUGUAUUCUGUGUGUGUACAUAGCUAUUUAUUUGAAUGGUGUGAAACUAUUUAUUUUUGGUGUGCUGUGCGAUGGAUGAGAGAGCGACGUGUGAAGUAACCAUAGGAAUAUUUUCUUUGGAUGAAUGAGAACAAACAUUUUUUUUUUGUGCCACGAGCCGAGUGGUACGAAAACGGGAUGAGUGCCCUGCUCGCGAUAACAGAUUCGGGUAGUUGACCAGAGUCGCGUUUGAUCGUUAUUUCUUUGCGGAAUGCAAUUUGUUUUAUUCUUAUUGGAUGACGUCUGUGAUGAGGUCACACAAUUGACUGAUAUACUCAUUAUUUACUCGUUAGGCAGUGUUCAAAGCUUAUCCACGCAUGUAAGAUUCAAAAUAUUGAUAACAGUCAAAAAAGUUAAGGUAAAAAAUUGAACCUCAAUUUCAUAGGAAAUGGGUUCAAUUUAAACAAAGGGAUGAAAGUUUUCUAUUCUGAGGGCAGAACAUAUUCUCAUGCAUUGAAGAUUUUUUUUCUUCUGAUAAAUGUGUCUGUUGAUCAGGGCUUAGUUUGCAUGGGAUUUUGUGGUAAAGCAGCUUUUGUAUUUCUAUGCCAUUUUUACAUUGAAUUCAGACUAUUUAUAUAUGAAAAUAACUUCUGAUGACUCUAGUUCGCCCGCAUUUCGUUUGGUAGAAAUGAAGCUCUGUUAUUAAUGAUAAAGGAAAUUGCUACAUACAUUUCGAUUUUCGUACAAACGAAAUGAAAAUUUUUGGCUUUAAAUGCCAUGUUUUAUAUUUUAAUUAGUUUAUUUUCUUUUUUUUAAAGUGUUUUUAAAAUAAGCAUUUUCAUCUGUACUGAAAUGACUCUCAAGAAUUUAAGUUUAAUGUAUUGAGUACCUGGAGUAUGUUAUCUUAAUUUCGGUCAAGCAGUAAGUUUUUGCUUUCAUUUUGAGAAAACUCUUUGAACUUUAACUUAAAACGCUGUCAUCAGUAAGUGUGGAAACAUAUUUCAUUCAGGGUAGGUUUUUACUUGUUGCAUGAUUCAUUAUUUCUUUAUAUGUGAGAACAUAGUACUCGUUGCUAAAGUGUUGAAACUGAUUCAAUAAAAAUAAAUGUAUGGUUUUUAAUAGUAGAAUUCCUUUUUUUUUUUUGGUAAUAUACCAUGAGUCUCUGGCAGCAGUUUUGCCUCAGAUAUAUAAACUGCAGCCAUUUAAAAUGAAGGAUAAUCAUGUUUGAAAUAAUAAUAAUGAAUAAAAAUUACAAAGGUUAAAAAAUGGCCAAUGCCCAUGAAUGUGGAGCCACUACCACUGUAUAAAACAAAUUACAAAAUGUUAUUUUUCGACUGUCAUUGUUCAAAUUUUUGUCACACUUUUGCUAUGGUCACAUAUAAAGAAAUAAAACUUUUUUUAGUCAUUUCAAAACCUUGCUUAAUUCUUAACUUAGGAUGCUGUUUGAGUGAAAUUUCAACAUGAAUACAUGUGUUGUGUGCGUAUGUUGCAGAUUGAACUGUUUUCAUUUAAAAUGUAUGUCUCACACAAAAACAUAUUCAAAUUUUAUUCUGAAAUUUAUAUUUUGUGUAGUAGCAUUUUAUAUGGAUACAUUGGACUCUAAAAUAACUGAGUGAAAUUGCUAUCAAAAACUUCGAAAGCGAAGAGAAAUUGUAUUUACAUGUAAUGGUUUUGUCCCUGUAUAUAUUUAUGUGUUGUGAGUGUCUAUUUUUUGUUUCUUUUAGUCAUGAUACCAAAAUCAAAUCAGUAACAUGUAAAUAGAUUCGACUUUUUCCCUCAUAGUAGAUUUGAAGAGAUACAUAUUGUUGAGAUUUUGUAAAAUCAAAAUAAUAACCACACAAAUGAAAUUGACUUGGGGGAAAAACUCGAAUAAUUUCAAAAUUCAGGGACCUGUUUAGGCUCUGAUAUUGAAAAUGAUCCUUUGGGACAAAUUUGAGCGUGAUUGCUGUGCUGUGAAUCAAAUGUAUUAUAUAUGUUUUGUAAAAUCUUUGUUCGUAUAUUCAAAUAUGUUUUGUAAAAUCUUGCAAAAUGGCAUUUUAAAAAUUAAUUUGUUAUGUUAUGUCAUGUUUAAAUGCAAAAAAGGAUUGUUAUUUUCUAAGCUCUUGCAGAGUUUGAAAAAAGACUUUCUGCACCAAUUUACCGUAAAAAUUUAAUCUACGUUUCUGCCAUUGCUACCUGAUAGCUUGUUGUGAGUCACAAUUCAAGCCUCUAUAUUGGACCCGAAGCAAGGCCCUUAAUUUUUAACAGGAUUUUGGCUAAAUGCUAUUUUGUUUUUGCUUACUCAAAAGAGCUCCAUUCAUGGGCGCCCAUAUGCAAAAUUGUAUGGGGGGGGGGGGAGCUCAGAAAUUUUAACCAUGGUUUAGCAGGAUAUUUUCCCCAUGGAGGCUGAUUUCAGGAGAGAUUAGAGUCAUUAAAAUUUGACAUUUUUAAUUAUUUAUUCAUUAAUGGCUGGAGAAGAAAUAUUUUUAUAUUUUUUCAAAGAAAAAAGUACUAAAAACAAGGAAGUUCUGAUUUCCAGGGGGGGGGCUCGAGCCCCCCUUGACCCCUAUAUGGGCGCCCUUUGCUCCAUUCCUCGUGUGCCAGAUAUUGCAAUUCUUGAAGCAAAAGCUUCGCGUAUUCACUUUUUUGGUAUGGCAAGUUGGUAAUCUUCAAUAUUUAUGUUGAGUUAAAGAGAAAGUGGAUUUCUAAUCUAUACUCAUUAAUUUUUAUCCCAUAUGAUAACCAUGCCUCGCGUUUAGUCAUUAGUUUUAGACACAAUUCAUUACACUGGUAUGUUUCAGUACUUAUUUUUAAAAAAACCUUUCCUCGUUCUGGACAUUGGCACAAUCUUUGUGCCAACAACCUAUGCUUAUAACCGCAAUUGCACUCAUUUGAGGGUUCGAAAUCAGCAUCGCAAAGAAUACUUGCAUAAUAUUCCUUCACGUUUGUAUAUUGCGUAUCUCAUGUACAUAUGUAAUACUUUGUACUUGUUACCAUAUGAGUAUUGAAUUGAGUCAUUGAAAGUUAAUUCGAAAAUUUAAAGCAAGUAGUGCAUUUAAGAAGGUAGUUGAGAUACAGUGGUUGAAGUGGGGAUUACCAUGCAGAAUUUAAGAGGGGACAGUUAUGUUUUUUGAAAGCUUAUCAGGCACCUUUCGAUAUGAGAAAUAGUAUGUGCUAUUAAUAAUUUUUAUACGAGGGCCAGUGGAGGAAAUACAAUCGAACCUCCAUACAUCGAACUUCCACAUAUCGAAAUUUUCUAUAUUUCGAAAUCCCAGCAAAUUUCUAUGUUCAUUACAUAGAAAAAUUGUUUCUAUAUAUCGAAAUAAUCUCUAUAUAUCAAAAUUGUUUUCGAGACAUCCGUGGAUUUUUUUCCACUUUAGACUGUUUGUCUCAUGAAAAAUGAAGGUUAUGGGAGAAAAUUAUGUUCACUAAAGGUUGCUACGAAACUCAUAAGGAAUCUGGGGUUGAGGGGUGUGCAGAUAGGUCGUUAUUCCGUUCUGGAGUUCUUAAAUUCCCACAAGUUUAUUUCAAAUUUUAGUUGUGACCAGUAACUCUGUAAAAUCGGCUGCAAGUUAUCCCUUUUGUCUAUUGAUUAUCAUUCCUAGUCCUUUUAGAUUCAGUGAAAAUCAUUCAAGUUAAGUAGAUUGAUUUUUUACUUUUCUCUCGAUUACAUUGUUUAAACAAAAAUCCCCUAAUGUUGCGGAUACAGUUGAAUUACCGAAGAAUGGUGAUGUAUGAAGGCGCAAAAAUAUAAUUUCUGUAACUUUUUAAUUAUUAACUUUCGUUUAAUCCGAUGCUCGUAUAAAUUAGAAAUUUGGUUUCAUGCAAGAAAAUUAGCUUUAAAUUUAAUGUUUUAGGAGAUUUUUAGGAUAAAAUAAGAUCGUUUCUCUAUAUCGAAAUUUCUAUAUAUGGAAUUUUUUUCCGGCAGUUUGCUACUUCGAUACAUGGAGGUCCGACUGUAUUUUCAAUCCACUGCCACACUUUAAGAACAGUAUUCAGUUUGUGUACGUAUGAAGAGGAGCCAUUUUUACUGGAGAACAAGACACGGGCCAGUAUUUAAUUUCUUACAAUGUGAGUAAUAAUGACAUUUUGAGACGAGGCUACGGAUGCCCCGAAAUAAUUGUUGUGAGAGAAUUAUUUUUCCCAUGGUGGAUCCCCUAUAGUUUUUCCAUUGAAGACUAAUUAAAUCUGCAUGCAAUUUGUGUCAGUUUCAGUUUAUCGUUAUCGAGUGUAAGUAAUUUGUAAAUAUUGUUCCUGUGUUUUUGUUUUGAGUAGUGAGACUUAAAUGUAAGCUUAUAUAGCGACCAAUUUUAUGUUCUUGUGCACAAUGAGUUGGCUGUAAGAUUUUUGUGAUUGUACAUGAUUUUGUAAUAAAAUAUUCUUAGUGUAA
Uloborus diversus is the source of this 10805-nucleotide messenger RNA. It is a transcript of the gene Atg1, whose product is annotated as serine/threonine-protein kinase unc-51-like. Bases 181 to 3024 code for a protein of 947 amino acids. The transcript is spliced from 26 exons. Gene Ontology annotation, molecular function: ATP binding; protein serine/threonine kinase activity. Lineage: Eukaryota; Metazoa; Arthropoda; Arachnida; Araneae; Uloboridae. Gene Ontology annotation, cellular component: cytoplasm; autophagosome. Gene Ontology annotation, biological process: positive regulation of autophagy; peptidyl-serine phosphorylation; axon extension. The record is from RefSeq and is a predicted model, not a curated record.